Molecule: messenger RNA, 7760 nt
Organism: Gallus gallus (chicken)
Lineage: Eukaryota; Metazoa; Chordata; Aves; Galliformes; Phasianidae
Gene: BRWD1
Product: bromodomain and WD repeat domain containing 1
Exons: 41
Coding region: 34-6954 (2306 amino acids)
Biological process (GO): cytoskeleton organization; regulation of cell shape; regulation of transcription by RNA polymerase II
Cellular component (GO): nucleus
Molecular function (GO): protein binding
Source: RefSeq, marked inferred
AGACGCCGCCGAGCCCUGAGCGCGGCAGCCGCCAUGGCCGAGUCCUCGGCCUCCUUCGGCUCCGGCGCGUCGCCGCCGCUCAUUGAGUCAGAGCUCUACUUCCUCAUCGCCCGCUUUCUCAGCACCGGGCCGUGCCGCGGGACGCUGCGGGUGCUGGUGCAGGAGCUGGAGCAGCACCAGUUGCUUCCUAAAAGGUUGGAUUGGGAAGGCAAUGAGCAUUAUAGAAGUUACGAAGAACUGGUGCUAUCCAACAAGCAUGUGGCUCCAGACCAUUUAUUACAAAUUUGCAAGCGUAUUGGCCCAAUACUGGAUAAGGAGAUACCACCCAGCAUUUCGAGAGUGAAUUCCUUACUUGGUGCGGGAAGGCAAUCCUUGUUACGUACGGCAAAAGAUUGCAGGAACACUGUUUGGAAGGGCUCUGCAUUUGCUGCUCUUCACAGAGGAAGACCUCCUGAAUUUCCUGUCAACUAUGGCACGCCACCAAAUCUCGUGGAAGUAUAUCGAGCGAGACAGCUCACUGGGUAUGCAAAGUUCAGUACUUCGUUUCCAGGAAGUAUGUAUCAGCAUGUAAAGAUGCACAGGCGGAUUCUUGGCCAUCUUUCUUCUGUGUACUGCGUCGCAUUUGAUAGGACCGGACAUAGAAUAUUCACUGGUUCAGAUGACUGUCUGGUAAAGAUAUGGUCAACUCAUAAUGGCCGGUUAUUUGCCACAUUACGUGGACAUUCAGCCGAAAUUUCUGAUAUGGCUGUCAACUAUGAAAACACUAUGAUUGCAGCUGGCAGCUGUGAUAAGAUGAUCAGAGUGUGGUGUCUGAGAACUUGCGCGCCAGUUGCUGUUCUCCACGGGCACACAGGAUCCAUUACCUCAUUGCAGUUUAGUCCAAUGGUGAAAGGCUCCUUGCGAUAUAUGGUCUCUACUGGUGCAGAUGGAAACGUUUGCUUUUGGCAGUGGGAUACAGAUUCCAUGAAAUUCAGCAAUCGGCCAGUGAAAUUUACAGAGAAACCUCGACCAGGAGUUCAGAUGCUUUGUUCUUCAUUCAGUGUAGGUGGUAUGUUUUUAGCCACUGGCAGUACUGACCACGUUAUAAGGAUGUAUUAUUUUGGCUCUGAAACUCCUGAGAGAAUAGCUGAAUUGGAGAGUCACGCUGACAAAGUUGACAGCAUUCAGUUUUCCAACAGUGGUGAUAGGUUCAUAAGUGGCAGUAGAGAUGGGACAGCACGAAUCUGGCGCUUUGAAGAAGCUGAGUGGAGGAGUAUUCUGUUGGAUAUGUCAGAUCGAUUACCAGGUGACAUGUGUUCAGACGAAGAUAAAUUUAUGAGGCCUAAAGUAACGAUGAUAGCUUGGAACCAAGAUGACAACUAUGUUGUUACGGCUGUAAAUAAUCAUCUGCUCAAAGUUUGGAAUUCAUCUACAGGGCAAUUGCUUCAUGAUUUGGUGGGGCAUGCGGAUGAAGUAUUUGUCUUGGAGACCCAUCCUUUUGAUUCCAGGAUAAUGCUGUCUGCUGGUCACGAUGGCAACAUCUUUAUAUGGGACAUUACAAAGGGCACAAAAACAAAGCAUUAUUUCAACAUGAUUGAAGGCCAAGGACACGGUGCUGUUUUUGACUGCAAAUUUUCACCAGAUGGGCAGCAUUUUGCGUGUACAGAUUCUCAUGGGCAUCUGUUGAUAUUUGGUUUUGGCUGUAGCAAGCCUUAUGAAAAGAUUCCUGAUCAGAUGUUCUUCCACACUGACUACCGACCCCUUAUUCGGGACUCCAACAAUUAUGUCCUAGAUGAGCAGACUCAACAGGCUCCUCAUCUCAUGCCCCCUCCCUUCUUAGUAGAUGUGGAUGGAAACCCUCAUCCAACAAAAUAUCAAAGAUUGGUGCCCGGAAGAGAGAAUUCUGCAGAUGAACAUUUGAUUCCUCAACUUGGAUAUGUAGCAACAAGUGAUGGAGAAGUGGUUGAACAAGUUAUAGGCCAACAGACAGUUGAUCAGGAUGAACAAGGUAUGGAGCCCAGCAUUCUUGAUGGUAUGAUCAGACAAUUACAACUACAGCAAGAUCAAAGAAACGCAGCAGCAGAUCAAGAACCUGCUUCAAGUGGUCUACAGAAUGGAGAAGGAACACCUAGAAGAGUAUUCAGAAGACCAAGUUUAGACAUCCAGUCUCCUCCCAAUAUUGGUCUGCGCCGUAGCGGGCAAGUUGAAGGUGUGCGGCAAAUGCAUCAGAAUGCUCCACGAAGUCAGAUGGCUACAGAGCGAGACCUUCAGGCCUGGAGACGAAGAGUUGUUGUACCAGAAAUACCACCAAGCUUACUCAGGAAGCAGGAAAAAUAUCGAAUCGCAAAAGGGGAAGAAGAGAGAGAUCUUUACCAGUCAGAGAAGAGAAGGAAGUCAUUCCAGUCAUCGGAAAAGAGUGACUCUGAGACUUCGAUAAUACAGUCUAAACGUAGGCUGCAUAGACGGAAAUAUCCGAAUUACCGAACACGGAACAACAUUGAACAGCUCGAUUCUUCUGAUGAGGAGAGAGAUGACUGCUUUGGUUUGAUGGAGCAGGAAGCUGAAGAAAGUGAGGGCUCUGGCUCAUCUGAAGAGGAGGAAGAGUGGAGAAGUGAUAAGAAAAGCAACACUUUUAGCUCUAGCGAUUCUUCCAGUAGGUACUCUGACUGGAUUGCUGAUGCAGGGAUUAACCUGCAGCCUCCUGUCCGGACCUCUCGGCGGAAAGCUGUCAGGUACUGCAGUACCUCAGAAGAUGAAGUGUCAGCAGGGAAAUCAUCUCCUCCAAAGCGAAGAAGGAGAAAAAGAAGAAAAAAGCCCAGGCCAAAAAAGCAGGAAGGGGCUAAUACACCAACACAACCAGUAAAUUCAGAACUGUCGUACGAUUGGCAUCCUCCUGUUUGGAUAACAGACACAGCUCUUCGAAGAUCUCCGUUUGUUCCUCAGAUGGGUGAUGAGGUAAUAUAUUUUCGACAAGGACACGAAGCUUACAUUGAAGCGGUUAGAAGAAAUAACAUUUAUGAACUGAAUCCACACAAGGAGCCUUGGAGAAAAGUAGUGCUUAGGGAUCAGGAGUUGGUAAAGAUUGUUGGAAUUAGGUACGAGGUUGGUCCUCCCACGUUGUGUUGCCUCAAGCUUGCCUUUAUAGAUCAUGCCACCGGAAAACAUACUGACAAAUCAUUUUCCAUCAAAUACCAUGAUAUGCCAGAUGUUAUUGACUUCCUUAUAUUACGUCAGUUCUAUGAUGAAGCACGGCAAAGGAACUGGCAAGCUUCUGACAGGUUCCGAUCCAUUAUUGAUGAUGCAUGGUGGUUUGGAACAGUGUUGGGUCAAGAACCAUAUCAGCCUCAAUAUCCAGAUAGUCACUUUCAGUGUUACAGUGUUAAAUGGGACAACGGUGAGGUUGAGAAGCUCAGUCCAUGGGACAUGGAACCAAUAUCUGAUAAUGUCGAUCAGCCUGAGGAAUUGGGAGCCAGUGUUUCUGUGACUUUUGAAGAAAUGGAGAAGCUGCUGUACAAACCUGAAGAAGGGGAGUGGGGGAUGCGAUCCCGCGAUGAAGCUUGUGAGCGGAUCAUCAGCGGUAUCGACCAACUUCUGACUCUUGACAUUUCAGCAGCUUUUGCUGGUCCAGUUGACCUGUGUACAUAUCCCAAGUACUGUACUGUGAUUGCUUACCCAACAGACCUGAACACUAUUCGAACAAGACUGGCCAACAGAUUUUACAGGAGAAUCUCUGCAUUAGUUUGGGAAGUAAGAUACAUCGAAAGCAAUGCCAGGACCUUCAAUGAACCUGGGAGCGCUAUCGCUAGAGCUGCAAAAAAGAUCACUACGCAGCUCUUAAAGUUUAUCAAUGAUCAAGACUGUACAAACAUUUUUGACCUAUGUAGCACCACAGAUGAUGAACAAGAUUGUCUUGAUGCUGAUGAUCUGGAUGAUGAGAAAUGUCGUCCAAGAACAUCAUACAGAAGAAGAAAAGGACGGGGGAAAAGAGGAAAAAGCAUGAAAAAUGGCUAUGAUGAAAACUGCUGGAAGAAACAGUGUAUGGAGCUUGUGAACUUAAUUUUCCAGUGUGAAGAUUCUGAACCUUUUAGGCAGCCAGUUGAUUUGGACCAAUAUCCUGACUACAGACAUAUUAUAGACACUCCGAUGGACUUUGGUACAGUGAAAGAAACUCUGGAAGCUGGAAAUUAUGACACUCCGAUGGAACUGUGCAAAGAUAUAAGACUAAUAUUUAGUAAUGCAAAGUCUUAUACUCCAAACAAAAAAUCAAAGAUUUAUAGUAUGACCUUGAGGUUGUCAGCACUAUUUGAAGAGAAAAUAAGAAGAAUUGUUUCAGAUUUCAAAAACGGUCAGAAGCAGAAUGAAAAGAUACGAAGAAACCAGAGGUACACUAGAAGGGUUCAGAGUCAAAGCUCAGCACAGCAUCCUACCAAAAUGCCCAGUAGAAAUUUGAAGCAGAAACCAUUAAAGUCUCAGGCAAAAAUUGAAUCUGAACAGGAAGAUUCUUUUAGUCAACCUACCUCAAGCAGAGCAGCUUGUGUUGCAAGCCAUAAGACAAAUGCUAGCAAUUACAACCAUAGUUCGUCUGGAGAAUCCUCUGAUUCUGCAUGCCUGGCAUCCUUUGAAAGGAAUGGAAAAGCUAGAUCUACAACACUAACGAACCGCUCAACAUUGUCAUCAGCAGAAAGUGAAGUAGAAGGUUCUUUAGCUUCCUCUACACCCUCUUCAUCCUCUACAGAAGAGAGCUCAGAAGAGAGCAAAGAAAGCUCUGUGGCUCUUGUGUCACCUCCGCUACACAAUGGUAUAUGUAGAAGAAAGAACAUCAAUUGCAGGAUAACAAGAAAUCAAGCUGCUCAAAGAAAACAAAUAGGUACGCUUCCCCAGGAGAAUGGGAAUACAAGAAAAGCUGUCAGGAAAAGGUUAUAUGAAAGUGAUUCUGAAAAUACUUCAGCGGUGACAUCCGAGUCUCUGAGUAAUAGUACAGGGAGACAUAGAAAAAUCCCACGCAGAAGUGCUACUGUGGCUGCUACUAAGUUAAGACUCAUGAGCGAUGUGGAAGAAGAGGUUUCAAGCUCAGAAAGUAUUGGGAUUGGGUGCAAAAAUAGAAAACUGCCUCACCGAAAUGCCUCAGCUGCAGCCAGGCGAAUGUUACUGGAGGGGUCUGAGGAUGAUGCAGGUUUGAAGUCUGAAAGUGAAAAAGAAACGGAAGAGCAGCUUACCAAGAGGAAAGUUCUUUCUCUAUCUACUUCAUCUGCUGUACGAAGAAAAUUUGUUAGUGAAUCUGAAAAUGAAAGUUCAGAUUCUGAGACAGAUACGCAGAUGAAACAGAAAACCUGGCAAAGCAAUGGCCAUAGGCAGUUACGAGGGACAGCUCUUUCUGCGUCUCCCGAAAUGAGGAGUCCCACACGAGGCUUUUCAGAGGAGGACUCCAAAAGCCAUAAUUCAGAGGAUGGGAGCAGUCAGAAAGCUGAGCAGUCAAUGUCUGCAAAUAAGUUUGUUGUGAGCAACUCGGAGGAUGAAGCGUGUUCCGAAUCAGAUAGGUGGAAUGCCAGAAAAUUGUUUGGUCUGCACCUUGUUGCUCCUAUAAAAAAAGCAAAAGUCUUGAGUGAUUUGGAGGACACAGCAGAAUCUGAAACAGAAGACAGACAGGAUGGGAGAAGUGUCGUUUCAGAAACCUUGGUGCCAUGUAGAAUUACAGCGAGCCCUAAUUCUGGACCUGGUGCUGAUUUCAAUGACUCUUGUGAUACGGAAUCUGAAACAAAUUCCAAUAACAGCAAUUAUUUUGACGCUUCUUCAAAAACAAAAAAGAGGAAGAGAAAAGGAAAAACAAAAAUCUUCAGAAAAGAAUCUACAUCUGAGGAGCCUGGACAAAGUGGGAAAGUGCUCAGGAGCAGGACGUGUAUCAUUAACUACAGGAAGCACAUAAAGGUGUCUAAUGUGACAGAAAAGAAAAAUCCACGCAGAUGUGCCACUCUAGCAGCUAAUAAGAUUAAGAUAAUGAGUGAUACAAAGGAAGAGCUAUCGAGCUCGGAGAGCGUUUGCACAGUGAAAAAGAACAGAAGGCAGCUUCAUGGCAGUGCGUCUGGGGCAUCCAAGAAAAAACCGAUCAGCAGCUCAGAUAUAGAUGUCAGUGUAAUGUCUGAAAAUGAGAAGGAACAGGAUUCUGAUGGAAAAAAUGAUUUUUGUUCUGGAUCAUCUGCUCCUAAGAGAAAAUACAUUAGUGAGUCUGAAGAUGAAAAAACGGAAUCUGAGGUGGAGAUAGAAGUGACUAAAAAGGAGAAUGAUAACGACAGUCAGACGAAGAGAACUGAAAGUGAUGCAGCUCUUAAAAAUACGUUUGACUCUUCAGAGGAGAAUUCCACAAACCACAAGGUAGAAAAUGGGAGAAACUGGAGAACUUCUGGUCAGUCGACUUCAGCCUACAACCAUCAUGUGAGCAACUCUGAAGAGGAGGUGAGUUCUGAGUUAGCUAAACGUGAAACUAAAACUAUCAGAAGAGCACGAAAUAAAAGAUCCAGAGCUCCUUUGAAAAGAUUAAAAUUAUCAAACGACUUAAAAGAAACAUCAGAAUCUGCAGCAGGGAGGAAAAUAGAGGAAAAAAGCUCAGUAUCAGAGAACGUGGAAACACCUGGCACUGCAGGGAGCUCAAAAGCCAAUCUCAAUUGUUCUUCUGAUUCAGACUCUGGAACUGAUAACAGUAUAUACAGCGAUGCCACAGAAACAAAAAAGAGAAAAACAGACAUUGUUAGAAAAGAAAUUUCAAAUUUACCUAAGACUUCCAGAAGACCCCAGCGAAGGAAACGUCGGAAACCUAAGCAAGAAAACGACUCUGAAGAUUUGGAGUAUACCAAAUACAGAAGAGCUAACCGGCGUACUAAGAUAAGAACUCGAAACAGGGGUAGGCGGACUGUUAGAUACGAUGAUUGUGACGAUGACGAUGAUGACAGAGGUGUAGGUGAUGCAGCUUGUGAAACGUAACCUUAAAAGGAAAAGCCAGCCCACUUUUUUUUUUUUUAUGGUAAUAGCACUAGAACUCACGUUGGAUCGUUGGAUGCUGGCUCUUCCUUGUCCUACAUUUCAGGGAAUAUAUUUAUAUUUUUCUAUGAAAAAGUUAUGAAUGUGAUUAGAUCAUGACUUUCUCCUUUUCAUAUUUUGACUUGCACUUGCCUGCCCAUGUAGCAGCAUUUAGCACAGAUGCCAAAAUGUGCCUCAUUAUAGGGGCAAUUUUUUUGUCUUUACUGGUAUUUUAUUACAUAUAACAAGAGUUUAAAAAAAAAAAAAGUUAAAACACUGCGUAACAGGUUAAUAGCAGUAUGUUGAGUAUUAUUGUUAUGGGUGCUGCAAUGGAAUACUACCUAGGUCAUUCAACAUUCGAGAACAAAUUUCAAACAUCUCUAAUGCUGUAAGAAAUCAUAUAUGAUAUUAACAGGCUUAUAAAUAAUAGUGUACGCUAUAAAAAUUCGGUGGAUGCUAGUAUUGCAUCAAAUGAGUAAUGAACAGUCACUGAGUUAAUGACAUUACAGCUUCUGUUAGUACAGAUGUUAAAUGUUCUGUACCUUCAUUAAUGAAAACAUACAACUAGAACCAGUUACCAGUUGAGAAAAGCGUAUUUGCCAAUUAAAAAGGCAUAUUGGUGCUGGUGAAGAGAGGAUUUAUACUGACAGGUAGUACUAUCAUUAAUGUGACUUCUAUACUGUAAACUUAAGAAUAUGAAAUGCAGGUGAACUCUUGGGCCUAAGGGUUUUUGUGUGUUUUCUUUAUAAAAUAGAAAAACCAACAAAACA